AGUCAAGUCAAAGCAAAACGUGAUACAUCUUAAAAAUACGAUUAAAUAUGUUGUUUCCUGUAUCUUUGAGUUGCCGCUACAUGUUGUGCUUUUAGCGGGUUUUUUAUGUUAAAGUCCUGCGUUUCUUACGAUGUUUAGGGGUGCAGCCAGAAUGUUUUCUGUCGUUACAACCACUUCGGUUUGUCGGGGAAUAUUGUCAAGUAUUCGACACUACUGUAAGAAGACACCAACGAAACUAAGAAUAUCCAAGGCACUUUCUGGUGCUGAGUUGGGAGCAAAUGUCAGAGUACAGGGAUGGGUUCGCUCUGUUAGAGCUCAGAAGACAAAUCUCUUUCUCCAUGUGAAUGAUGGCAGCUCUUUGCAGUCAUUGCAGAUCGUCACCAGUUCGAAGCAGACAGAUCCGUUGCUCACAUUUGGUAGUGCUGUUGAAGUCACGGGAACUCUUAAGAAAAGUCCACACCAAAAACAGGCAGUUGAACUGGAAGCAGACCAAAUCCAUGUAGUUGGAACAUGUAAUCCUCCAGAUUUUCCCUUUAAAAUCAAAGAGAGACACAGCCUUGAGUAUAUUCGCCAGUUUCCUCAUCUCAGGUGUAGAACAAAUGCUUUUAGCUCCCUGUUGAGAAUACGAAGUGAGGCCACUACAGCAAUUCACUCAUACUUCAAGGAAAAUGACUUUGUGCAGAUUCACACUCCAGUCAUCACCUCAAAUGACUGUGAAGGGGCAGGAGAGCUCUUUCAGAUUGAGCCGUCAAGCCCAGAGAAAGAAGAAAAUGAGAACUUUUUCUCUGUCCCGGCCUUCCUGACCGUGUCCGGUCAGCUUCAUUUGGAAGUGAUGUCAGGGGCUUUUUCAAGAGUCUACACAUUUGGGCCAACUUUUCGUGCAGAGAACUCCCAAAGCAGGCGCCACCUGGCUGAGUUUUACAUGGUGGAGGCUGAGGUCUCCUUCACACAGUCCAUAGAGGAUCUCACCAAGGUCAUGGAGGACAUGUUCAGAUUUGCCACAGAGCAUGUCUUGGCUCACUGUGCGGAGGAUGUGGAUUUGUUUCACAAGCAUGUGACUCCUGGACACAGGGACAAAGUAGAUUCUAUGCUGAAGAAGAGCUUUCCUGUGAUUACCUACAGUGAGGCUAUUGACAUCCUGAACCGCAGUUCUCAGAAAUUUGUCUUCCCAACACAUUGGGGUUGUGACCUUCAGACAGAACAUGAGAAGUACCUGGUGAAACAUUGCGGCAACAUUCCAGUCUUUGUCACUGAUUAUCCUUAUGAUCUGAAGCCGUUUUAUGCAAGAGACAACAGAGACCAACCUGAGCAUACAGCAGCUGCAGUGGACCUUCUUGUGCCAGGAGUUGGAGAGCUCUGUGGGGGCUCGCUGAGAGAGGAGAGGCUGGAUCUGCUGAGGGCUCGGUUAGAAGAGGCUGGACUAGAAGACACCUACAGCUGGUAUCUGGAUUUGAGGCGUUUUGGUUCCGUCCCCCAUGGUGGCUUUGGACUGGGCUUUGAGCGAUAUUUGCAAUGUGUUCUUGGUGUUGACAACAUAAAAGAUGUGACUCCUUUCCCUAGAUUUUCCCGUUCUUGUCAUCUAUAAAACAGUUCAGACCUAUAGUAGAUAUUUACAGAUAUUUUUUUUAAUUUUGUGAAGUCUGUAAUUACUGUCUGGCAAACAUCAAAUAAAUAUAU
Molecule: messenger RNA, 1677 nt
Organism: Chelmon rostratus (copperband butterflyfish)
Lineage: Eukaryota; Metazoa; Chordata; Actinopteri; Chaetodontiformes; Chaetodontidae
Gene: nars2
Product: asparaginyl-tRNA synthetase 2, mitochondrial
Exons: 14
Coding region: 131-1585 (484 amino acids)
Biological process (GO): asparaginyl-tRNA aminoacylation
Cellular component (GO): mitochondrion
Molecular function (GO): ATP binding; asparagine-tRNA ligase activity; nucleic acid binding
Source: RefSeq, a predicted model, not a curated record